Staurois parvus is the source of this 642-nucleotide messenger RNA. The record is from the annotation of a GenBank genome assembly. NCBI's taxonomy places the organism in Eukaryota, Metazoa, Chordata, Amphibia, Anura, Ranidae.
GGGGUAGGGCGGUGAUCAGAAUGCUGGUAUGGGGUAUGGCGGUGAUCAGAAUGCUGGUGUGGGGUAUGGCGGUGAUCAGAAUGCUGGUGUGGGGUAGGACGGUGAUCAGAAUGCUGGUAUGAGGUAUGGCGGUGAUCAGAAUGCUGGUAUGGGGUAGAGCGGUGAUCAGAAUGCUGGUAUGGGGUAUGGCGGUGAUCAGAAUGCUGGUAUGGGGUAUGGCGGUGAUCAGAAUGCUGGUAUGGGGUAUGGCGUGAUCAGGGUGAUGGUUUGGGGUAUGGCGGUGAUCAGGACACUGGUAUGGGUAUGUCGGUGAUCAGGAUGCUGGUAUGGGGUAUGGUGGUGAUCAGAAUGCUGGUAUGGGGUAUGGCGGUGAUCAAGUUGCUGGUAUGGGGUAUGGUGGUGAUCAGAAUGCUGGUAUGGGGUAUGGCGGUGAUCAGAAUGCUGGUGUGGGGUAUGGCGGUGAUCAGAAUGCUGGUAUGGGGUAGGGCGGUGAUCAGAAUGCUGGUAUGGGGUAUGGCGGUGAUCAGAAUGCUGGUAUGGGGUAUGGCGGUGAUCAGAAUGCUGGUAUGGGGUAGGGCGGUGAUCAGAAUGCUGGUAUGGGGUAUGGCGGUGAUCAGAAUGCUGGUAUGGGGUAUGGCGGUG